Molecule: messenger RNA, 1191 nt
Organism: Lachancea lanzarotensis
Lineage: Eukaryota; Fungi; Ascomycota; Saccharomycetes; Saccharomycetales; Saccharomycetaceae
Product: LALA0S11e05094g1_1
Exons: 1
Coding region: 1-1191 (396 amino acids)
Cellular component (GO): cytoplasm
Molecular function (GO): glycosyltransferase activity
Source: RefSeq, a predicted model, not a curated record
AUGUCUGUUGCAAUAAUUACGCUUCUGUAUUCGCAGGACUACAUCCCAGGCGCACUGACGCUGGGCCACCAGCUGCGAAACGCUGCAAACCCGAUUGAAGCUGAUAACGACAAUAAGGAAGAGAAGGAGACUACGGAAUUGCUUAAAUUUACCUCCUGUAUUCUGGUAAGUUCGCAAGUACUCGAGGAUCAAGCCCGGCAUUACGAAGUAGAACUGUUAGGCCUGUUGUAUGACCAGGUGAUCCCAGUCAAUAGCUCAGAGCAUGUCUCUGAAACGCUUGUGGAAUUGAAUAAACCUAAUCUGGAACUGCUGGACAGACCAGAACUGUCAUUUACGUUUUUAAAAUUGGAGCUUUGGCGGCUCACGCAGUUUGCACGAAUUGUGUACUUAGACUGUGACUGUCUGCUCGUAGACCACAAGAACGCGAACAGCACCGUGAACGCAUUUUUAGAGGGCAUCCUGGACUCAACGCAGAAUCAGGCCAGCCACGAAAUCGGGGCAAGUCCGGAUUGCGGGUGGCCUGAUCUGUUCAACAGCGGGGUCUUCACACUUGUGCCAGACAAGACUGUAUACGAGCGCUUGGCACGAUUUGUUCUGAGCACAGAAUCCAUCGAUGGUGCGGACCAAGGAGUGCUGAAUCAGUUCUUCAACCCUGCGUGCCAAAAAGAGCAGCAUGCUGAAACGGAAACGGGCUGGAUCCGGUUACCGUUCUUUUAUAACAUGACAAUUCCAAAUGGUGGAUACCAGAACGCGCCAGCUGCGAAAUAUUUCAAAGAUGAGAUCAAAUUGGUGCAUUUUAUCGGGAAGAAUAAGCCUUGGAAGACCGUGGCGGACGAGAAGGACGACGAAUAUCGUCAGCAGUGGUGGCGUCUGUAUCUGCAGCUUGUCGAACAGUACCCCAAACCGCCAAAAACCAAAGAUGCCACUGUAGAUGAUGAAAGCGAUGACUCGAAGGAGGGCGAGAGUGCUGUGCCCCUUUUGCCGCCACAAUGGGAUGCCACCAAGGAGCCACCGCCACCGAACGGGCUUCCUGAGGCGGCAACGCUGGACUUGGAGCCUCAUUUCGAAUGGAACCUGGAGACCCAAUUGCUCGAGGACGAGUUGCCUAAACUGGUGCUGGGACCGAGCCCCGUGUUUCCCUGGGAGUCUUAUCCGGACAGACACGAUGCAACGAGGGUUUUCCCAGACUGA